Pocillopora verrucosa is the source of this 1523-nucleotide messenger RNA. RefSeq names its product galanin receptor 2a-like. Gene Ontology annotation, biological process: cellular response to hormone stimulus; G protein-coupled receptor signaling pathway. The record is from RefSeq and is a predicted model, not a curated record. Gene Ontology annotation, cellular component: plasma membrane. Gene Ontology annotation, molecular function: peptide binding; G protein-coupled receptor activity. NCBI's taxonomy places the organism in Eukaryota, Metazoa, Cnidaria, Anthozoa, Scleractinia, Pocilloporidae.
UUUAAAACUCUUUAGUGUUGCCUCAUAACUUGCCGACUUAACUUGUGGCGCUGUAACUCGUCAAAAACUUUUUUCCUUUUGCAAUUAACACACAAUGAACGAUAGUGAAGACAACGACGUAGAUGACCGCUCCUCGCUGUCUGAGGAAGAAUACGUCGCUGGAUAUCAGAUGUACGAUAUAUUUCUGAACGCUGCCAUUGCGGUUCGACUUCUCUUGGCCUUCCUGGGUGUCAUUGCUAACUGUACUGUAUGUGGUGUUCUUCUCCGACAGAAAAGAUUAACGAAGAACUUUUCGAACUUUCACCUCUUCAAUAUUGCAUUAACUGAUAUAGUUUUUAGAGUAGCUCUUACGCCAGUGCUUGCUACCAUUGAAAACACUGCUGUUGAACAUGGCAACAACGCAGUUUGCAAGCUGGGCGCGUUUUCCUCCUACACCACAUUGGCCGUAACAUUCGCGCUGCUUUUAGGAAUGGCUUUCGAUCGCUAUGUACAUAUUGUUCGUCCUAUUAAAGCAAGGAAAAUCACAUGGAAACACAGCCGAAAUGUUGUGGUGAUUUCAUGGCUGUACGCGGCACUUUGUUCAUCGCCAAUCCUGUUCAGUAUGAAAUACACUAAAUUGGAUUGGAAUCUGACGGACAGGUCAGUAUACGAGAUAUGUCUUCCCAUUUUGGGCAUUCCAUCUCAAGUUUCCUCCACUGUGUUUCUCGUGUUUGCAUUUUUAAUCCCUUUAGUUCUUAUGGCUGUGGCAUACAGCAAGGUUUUGAAAAGUCUCUGGCAGCACGCGCGAAGUAAAGUGAUCAAUUCAAAACUAGCCGAAGCAAAGGUUCGAGCCGUUAAAAUGAUGGUCAUUAUUGUAUUGGCUUAUUCCAUCAGCUGGGGUCCACAACUGAUUUGGCUUUGCCUUCAAGCUUUCGAGGUUAUUUCUCUGGAAGACGAUUAUUUCUGGGAGGGAGAAGAAAUUUCCUACGAAUCCCAAAUAGAAGCGCAGAAAUACUACAUAAAGUUACUAAUCAUUGACGAUAUCAUACAUACGUUUACAUUUACAAGUUCGAUUCUGAAUCCCGUAAUCUUUGGUUAUUACAGUAAGUCUUUUCGAGAAGAUCUCAAGAAAUGUUGUUGUGGAGGAAAGCGUUUUAACAUUUUUCAAAAAUGCAAGCACAAGGCAAAAAAACCGAAAAAAGUUGAAAAGAAAACUGAAACAGUUGAAAUAAUGAAAACUACCGAAAUUGUCUUGAUGGAAGAAGACAACACGAGAGCUGUUGGAAAUAAUAACUCGUUAGAAAACGGAGCAGUAAUUACAGAAGAUUGUCUAGAAACGAAGUUGUAAAAUGCGAAAGAUAUUGUGUUUAUGAAAAAUGUAAUUGUGCGGUCUGUUUGAAGAACGUUAACUGGCGAUCAUUGUUUAAUUUAUACCGAGCGCAGGCUGUUUAAGCCGCAGGCAGGCUUUUAAGGACAUUUUAAUUACAUUUGAAUUGUGCAUUAGUUAAAGAGGUAGGUAGCGAACACUUACCUCAGAAGUAAUC